UACUUACGCAUUGACCAUAAUACGCUCGCAUUCCCUUCGAGCGGCGGGCAGCACCCAAGCCUUUUAGCCAAGCUGUGCCGGAGGGUAUUCUGGUAAAUUCAAUAACCACCAAUUCUAUUACAUCGGCAUGUGAUACGUAUUGAAGAUAGAUACAGCCUUACGCUUUCAUGAUAAGGUGACCAGCUCCGUGACAUCUCUCGCCGGGAACUCAGACCCACCUCGCCGGAAAGCGACUUCCUUGGUUUUACCGACGACCGGGAGGAAGAAAAUGACGGUUUCCCUUGCAGACAAAUGAAAUUCAACAUGGGCGAAGAGAAAAGCCAAGGAGAGUCAAACCACGACCAGAACGCGCUGCCGGAAUCAUCAGCCUGGAAACCCAGUAUCCGGCUCGCCAUCGAACUGAUAACUUUUCUCAUUUCUCAGUCGCAUUCUAUUAGGGUUUUAUCGGUGAAAUGGCAGUCGAUACGAACCCGGCUUGAAGACCUCCUCUCCGGCCUCGCCGCGGUUCAAAACUCCAACUCCGGCGAAAACCCGCCACUCGCGGCCGCCGUUUCGGCGAUGAUAGACACAAUCAAAGACUGCCACGGCCUUGCCCAGCGAUGCAUCGACCGCUCUUUCUGUGGGAAGCUUCGAAUGCAAAGUGAUUUGGAUAUAAUCUGUUCAAAAUUGGAUUCUCACGCCAAGAAUCUCGCCGAAAUCUACACCGCCGGAUUGUUGAGAGAAAGCUACGCCAUCGUGGUCUCAAGGCCCGGCCUUUCGGCGUCUCGUGACGACAUGAAGUUUUACGUGAAGGAUCUGUUUUCACGGCUGAAGAUUGGGGGCAAAGAGCUGAAGAAACAAGCUUUCUUUGCUUUGAACGAAGUAUUCUAUGAAGACGAGAAGUACGUCAAGAUUGCUAUGGAGAUCGCUGGCCUCGUCGGAGUCUUGGUGAACUUUCUUGAUUGUCAAGAAAUCGACCUCCAAGAAGAGGCCGCCAAGGCAAUUUCAACCAUUGCAGCAGGUUUUGAUUCGUGCAAGAGCGCGUUAGUCCUCGCCGGCGUGAUCCCACCGUUGAUUGGUGUUCUAGAGGGCGGAAGCGAAACGGGUAGAGAAAACUCCACCAGGUGUUUGAUGAAAUUAACCCAGAAUUCGGACAAUGCUUGGUCGGUUUCGGCUCACGGCGGCGUCACGGCCUUGAUGAAAAUCUGCUCAAACUGCGAAUCCAGCACCGAGGUGGUUGGUUUGGCAUGUGGAGUGUUGAGGAACCUCGUUGGGGUCGAAGAAAUCAAGAAGUUCAUGAUCGAAGAAGGCGCCAUUGCGGCUUUCAUUAAGCUUUUAAGGUCUAAAGACGAAGUCCUAUUUAUAAACUCUGCUGAAAUUCUUCAAACCAUCGCGAUCGGCGAUGGCACGAUUGGACAAACGAUUUAUACAGAAGGCGGGAUCGCCCUUCUCGUUCAAGUCCUCGAUCCCAAAUCCUCAUUUUCGUUGAAAUCUCGAGAAAUGGCCUUAAAAUCCAUCGUCAAUCUGAGUUUUUCGUCCAUUAAUAUCUUGAGGAGCUAUGGAUUUUUGGAUCACAUUCUGUUCUUCCUUCGCCACGGUGAGGCUUCGGCUCAAGAACUGGCCCUAAAGGCGGCGUCUUGGCUCUGUGGAACAUCCGAAGAAGCCAAGAAAGACAUGGCCGAGGCAGGCUUCAUGCGGGAGCUGGUUAAAUUUCUUGACGCCAAGUCGCUCGAAGCUCAGGAAAUGGCAGCGGAGACGCUGUACGGCAUGGUUUCGGUGCCCAAAAACCGGAAACUGUUUAUGCAGGAUGAAGAAAACGUGAGUUUGAUUCUGCAAAUGCUCGGCGAAGAAGAGGGAAAUUCGGGGAGAAGAAGGUUGUUGUUAUCGAUAUUGGUGUCGCUGACGAGCUGCCACAGCGCGAGGAAGAAGAUGGCGCAUUCUGGGUAUCUGAAGAACGUUGCGAAGCUUGCAGAAGCUGAGGUUUCGGAUGCGAAGAAGAUUGUCAGGAAGGUGUCUUCGAAUAGAUUCAGCCGAAUGUUGAGCGGAUUCUGGCAUUUUUGAAUCGAAUUCUGCUUCUUAUUCUUCUUCUGUUUCGAUUUUGUUCUUUGUACAUCUACCCAACAUGGAUCUGUGACUUUCCUUGAACUUGAGUUCUUACUUGUUGUAACAGAGUUUAGUGGUAGAAAUAAAUAAGAAAUGAAUGAUUUUGGUGUCUUGUCUAUCCAAUUA
Molecule: messenger RNA, 2208 nt
Organism: Diospyros lotus (date-plum)
Lineage: Eukaryota; Viridiplantae; Streptophyta; Magnoliopsida; Ericales; Ebenaceae
Product: vacuolar protein 8-like
Exons: 2
Coding region: 292-2040 (582 amino acids)
Molecular function (GO): protein binding
Source: RefSeq, a predicted model, not a curated record